AUGUUUCCAUUCGAAGCGGUUGAUCGAAGGGAAGUGCUGUACUCAGCUAGACGUGCCGAAAUUGACAAAAACCCUAUAAUUCAUCCAACGGAUAAGACGGUUCUGGCCGUCACUGAGAUUUAUCACAAACCGGAGCUAAUCGUCGUCAACGACACUUUCAAGAAUGAUCUGCAGUAUCUGCUCCAGUACGGUUACAAUUCGGAGUAUAAGUAUGAGUUUAGCGUGUUAAUACUUCGAGUACAAGUUUGUCAGGCUCAUGGUUCAGAUACCUCAACAUGGCUGGUUGAGUACCCCAAUGAACUUCUAUUGUACCAAAGUCGGACAAAAAAGGCGGAGUUUUUGUUCAACGCUUAUCCGGAGCUGAAGCAUUAUAAUCUGAGUCGGCAAGUCGGCUUUGAUUUCAAGGCAAGAGACGGUUUGAUCCUUCAAGCGUACCUCAGUCUUCCACCUGAGGCUGCGCUCCGAAGUGCUCAGGAUGUUCCAGCCUCAGAUCGCAACUACGCCAACCUUGGAUUGCUCCCUGUCGAUCCUCAGAAACUUAUCGUCCUUGUUCAUGGUGGUCCGGAAUGA
Messenger RNA from Cooperia oncophora, 570 nucleotides. The record is from the annotation of a GenBank genome assembly. NCBI's taxonomy places the organism in Eukaryota, Metazoa, Nematoda, Chromadorea, Rhabditida, Trichostrongylidae.